UCUUAUGAUAAUUCGUCCAGUUGGAAAGCCCACAAAAGUAUCCUUUAUAAAUUAUAAUUACUUCGAUUCUCAAAGUUAAAUACAUAAUCAGUUCGGUAUCUUUAUUUUUUUAAGUAGAAAUGGAAGCAAAAUUCUGUGGUUCUGGGCAAGCCAGUCCCAACAGAUUGACCAGACAUGGAGCUGAUGACAAAAAUGGCAGUCUAAAACCACUGGUAAUGAACUUCAUAGACAUAAAGGCAAAACGUUUACGGUCUGCCAUGAAAAUAAGCAAAAAGCAGUUUCAUCGACAAGAAAAUCAACAGCAGGAGCUACUUUCGAAGAACACGAAAAAGCAUAAUCAAAUCCAGCCUACAAGUAAGGUGGUAACUCUACAGGACAGGAUGUUAUCCUCACCAGGUUUCAACAGAGGCCAUUACAGUGGAGGUGAUUUACAUUAUAGCGGUCUAAAAGGAUCGUUGAUGAAAUUCAUGAAGCCAAUACGAUUGUGGACUGCGAUGAAAAUACGAAAAAAGCAGUUUCAUGGACAGGAAAAUCAGCAGCAGCUUUUGAAGAAUAUCUGUAAGGUAGUAACAUUGGAGGAUUGGAUUUUAUCUUCACCAGGUUUCAAUAAUAGUACCGGUGGAGGUGAUUUACAUGUAUCUAAACAAUCUUCUAAUAGAAUCCAUCCAUCAUUUGAUGGAGAACAUGAAGAUUUUGUUCCUAACUCUAGAACAAGUUUGCCUGUGGUGACUCCUAUAGAGAUUGAGAAAAGCGACAAAGGGCAGUCGGAGAAUACCUCAUUGUGCAGAAACGAAAAACGGAAGUUGAAGAAGAAAGUAAGCUUUAGAAAUCCAGAAGUAGCUGAUAUACUCCUACUGCAAUCACCACAGACAAACUUGGGAGAGUAUCCCUCGUCUCCUGUAGGACUCCAAUGACAAAAUUAGUUUAAACUAAAAGAAGCAAAUGUGUGUUUGCGUGUUUUACCAUAACUGCGUCUUUGCUUAGGAUUGUCGAAAUAUGAUCUCUGUCUGCCUGUGUAUGGGGGGAGACGAAUUAAAUAUGGGGGAGAGAGCAUGUUCCCGGAAACGGGUUAAUAAGACUUUGCUCAAAUCAGAAGAAAAAGUGCAACUAAAAACCAAAUAUGAUUCAUUUACACAUUGGCUGCAAAUGAAAUAUUCAAGUAAAAAUUGAAAAAAAAAAAAAAA
Molecule: messenger RNA, 1184 nt
Organism: Olea europaea var. sylvestris
Lineage: Eukaryota; Viridiplantae; Streptophyta; Magnoliopsida; Lamiales; Oleaceae
Exons: 2
Coding region: 120-914 (264 amino acids)
Source: RefSeq, a predicted model, not a curated record